This is a messenger RNA of Cyphellophora europaea CBS 101466, 159 nucleotides long. RefSeq lists its product as uncharacterized. The transcript has a single exon. The coding region runs from base 1 to 159 and encodes 52 amino acids. The record is from RefSeq and is a predicted model, not a curated record. NCBI's taxonomy places the organism in Eukaryota, Fungi, Ascomycota, Eurotiomycetes, Chaetothyriales, Cyphellophoraceae.
AUGACUCACAUAUACUGUUCCUCUAUACGAACCGUCCCUGCGUCGUCAUCGGCCGCAAUCAGAACCCCUGGGCGGAAUGCAACCUUGGUGCUGUGCUCCGGGGGCUGCCCACGCACCCGGAGGAUACAAAAAGUCCACUGGCCCGUGAUAUGUGGAUGA